Messenger RNA from Pseudomassariella vexata, 1806 nucleotides. RefSeq names its product Phytoene synthase. Gene Ontology annotation, biological process: biosynthetic process. The record is from RefSeq and is a predicted model, not a curated record. The transcript has 3 exons. Gene Ontology annotation, molecular function: intramolecular lyase activity; geranylgeranyl diphosphate synthase activity. The coding region runs from base 1 to 1806 and encodes 601 amino acids. NCBI's taxonomy places the organism in Eukaryota, Fungi, Ascomycota, Sordariomycetes, Amphisphaeriales, Pseudomassariaceae.
AUGGCAUACGACUAUGUAUCGGUGCAUCUCAAGUUCACCAUCCCACUGGCCGGGCUCCUCACCCUGGUUUUGAGACCGCUGCUGACCAAGUAUGACCUGAUCAAGACAUCCAUCCUCAUAUUCAUUGCCUUCACGGCCACUCUACCAUGGGAUUCCUAUCUGAUCCGCCGCGGAGUAUGGACGUACCCACCCGACGCCAUCGUGGGGCCCCGGCUCUGCUCUGUGCCGGCAGAGGAGCUGUUUUUCUUCGUAAUCCAGACGUACAUUACGUCCAUGCUGUACAUCAUGCUGAACAAGCCGGCUCUGCACUCGCAGUAUCUGACCAACAGGAAAGACUCGUCUGCGACGGUGCGAUGGGUGAAGCGAUUUGGCCAGGCAUUACUGGUCGGGGGCUUUGCGGUGGGAGCUGCUUUGGUCCGGAAAGGGGGUGGGGGCACUUAUUUGGGACUUAUCCUGGUGUGGGCGUGUCCUUUUGCUCUUCUCACGUGGUCCUUUUCGGGGUACUUUAUCAUACGGCUGCCUUUCACAUGUGUCGUGAUGCCAAUACUGCUGCCAACCCUCUACCUCUGGGUGGUCGACGAACUUGCAUUGGGAAGAGGCACGUGGUCCAUUGAAUCGGGGACGAAACUUGGGAAAUGUGUUUGGGGCAGCCUCGAAUUGGAGGAGGCCAUUUUCUUUCUUGCGACCAACGCCCUCAUAGUCUUCGGCAUGGCAGCAUUUGACCGCGCAAUGGCCGUGUUGAACACAUUCCCUGAACUAUUUCCCGGAGAUUCGAGAACACCCACGCCGAGACAGCUCAUUCAAGCUGUCCUCGUCGAUCCCGCAAAAUACAGAAUGGAUCGUGUGGUGGGAAUCAGGGAGGCUGUCUCGAGAUUACGGCGCAAAAGCCGCAGUUUUUACCUGGCCAGCUCUGUCUUUCCCGGCCGCCUUCGUAUUGAUUUAAUUCUCUUGUACGCGUUUUGUCGAGUGGCAGAUGACUUGGUAGACGAAUCACGCACAGAAACAGUCGCGCAUGAUUGGAUUACGAAGCUGACCGGCUACCUCGACCUCGUUUACUCAUCAAACGACGCUGUUGCAGCAUCUGACGCAAAGGUGCAGAGCUACGUUGAGAAGAACUUUCCGGCUUCAACACAAUCGGCUUUGAAGCUCCUACCUACGAAGCUACUGCCUAGCGAGCCCCUUUAUGAGCUUCUGGAAGGGUUCAAGAUGGACCUAUCCUUCAGCCAGACCGGCAAUAAUGGAAAAGGUCCGCAUCUGCCUGAAAAGUACCCGAUCCGGAACGAGGACGACCUUCAGUUGUAUGCUUCCCGCGUGGCUAGUACCGUCGGGGAACUGUGUCUCUGGCUCGUCUUCCACCACAGCAAGACCAAGCUCUCGAGCGACAAGCAGGCAGUCUUAGUACAGGCAUCCCGCACCAUGGGUCACGCACUACAGUACGUCAAUAUCGCGAGGGAUAUUGCCGUAGACGCCGGGAUGGACCGCGUUUAUCUCCCGACCAACUGGCUUAAGGAGGAGGGGUUGACUCCGCGGGACAUCAUCAAGGCGCCGAGACAAGCCAUCGUAGAAAAUUUGAGAGGACGGCUACUGGAUGCGGCGUUUGAGGAGUAUGCCAGGUCACGGUCGACGAUGGACAUGUUGCCCAAAGAUGUAAGGGGUCCGAUGAUAGUCGCGGUGGAGAGUUACAUGGAGAUUGGCCGGGUAUUACGAGAGAAGAAGGGGGUGCCAUCAUCGAGUCGGCCUGGGAGAGCUACAGUGCCUAGAUCGAGACGGAUACUGGUUGCUUGGAAAGUGUUAUCGUCUCAAUAG